GACUGGACACAUGGACCGGGGGGAGGAGCCGGGGCUGAGGCGGCGGAGGGGGGCACCCCGGGUGGGCGGAGGGGGAUCCCCACGGGGUCCGGGGCGGCGAGAGGACACCCCGACAGCCUCCGCAAUGUCCGGGGCCCAACUUCCAGCGCAACAUGUGUAGCGGCGUCCUCGCCUAGCCGGGUGGCCGCAACCUUGGGGGACAGACCGGGCAGGACGGGCCGGGAAGAGGGAGAGCCGCGCCGGCCGCCGCCGCCCCGGGCCUGCCCCCCGCGGCGCCCAGCCCUCCGCGGAUCUUCGGGUCGCUGGACUCCGGGUUCCGGUCUCAGCCCCCCAGCAUUCCCCACGACAGAUCAGGGUCAUGAAAAGAGGCCGCCCGGCGGGGCCCGCAGGCGAUGCGCGGAGCCGGUGGCCCCGGCGGCCCUCGGGGCCCCGCUAAGAUGCUGCUGCUGCUGGCGCUGGCCUGCGCCAGCCCGUUCCCGGAGGAGGCGCCGGGGCCGGGCGGGGCGGGCGGCGGGCCCGGCGGGGGCGCCGGCGGGGCGCGGCCGCUCAACGUGGCGCUGGUGUUCUCGGGGCCCGCGUACGCCCCGGAGGCCGCCCGCCUGGGCCCGUCCGUGGCGGCGGCCGUGCGCAGCCCGGGCCUGGACGUGCGGCCGGUGGCGCUGGUGCUCAACGGCUCGGACCCGCGCAGCCUCGUGCUGCAGCUCUGCGACCUGCUGUCGGGGCUGCGCGUGCACGGCGUGGUCUUCGAGGACGACUCCCGCGCGCCCGCCGUCGCGCCCAUCCUCGACUUCCUGUCGGCGCAGACCUCGCUGCCCAUCGUGGCCGUGCACGGCGGCGCGGCGCUCGUGCUCACGCCCAAGGAGAAGGGCUCCACCUUCCUGCAGCUGGGCUCCUCCACGGAGCAGCAGCUCCAGGUCAUCUUCGAGGUGCUGGAGGAGUACGACUGGACGUCCUUCGUCGCCGUGACCACGCGUGCCCCGGGCCACCGCGCCUUCCUGUCCUACAUCGAGGUGCUGACGGAUGGCAGCCUGGUGGGCUGGGAGCACCGCGGGGCGCUCACCCUGGACCCCGGGGCCGGCGAGGCCGUGCUGAGCGCCCAGCUCCGCAGCCUCAGCGCCCAGAUCCGCCUGCUCUUCUGUGCCCGCGAGGAGGCGGAGCCCGUGUUCCGGGCAGCGGAGGAGGCCGGCCUCACGGGGCCCGGCUACGUCUGGUUCAUCGUGGGGCCCCAGCUGGCCGGCGGCGGGGGCUCCGGCGGCCCCGGAGAGCCCCUCCUGCUGCCGGGAGGCACCCCGCUGCCCGCCGGGCUGUUUGCGGUGCGCUCCGCCGGCUGGAGGGAUGACCUGGCCCGGCGCGUGGCCGCUGGCGUGGCCGUGGUGGCCAGGGGGGCCCAGGCCCUGCUGCGCGACUACGGCUUCCUGCCCGAGCUGGGCCACGACUGUCGCGCCCAGAACCGCACCCAUCGAGGGGAGAGUCUGCAUAGGUACUUCAUGAACAUCACCUGGGACAACCGGGAUUACUCCUUCAACGAGGACGGCUUCCUGGUGAACCCCUCCCUGGUGGUCAUCUCCCUCACCAGGGACAGGACCUGGGAGGUGGUGGGCACCUGGGAGCAGCAGGCCCUGCGCCUCAAGUACCCGCUGUGGUCCCGCUACGGCCGCUUCCUGCAGCCGGUGGACGACACGCAGCACCUCACGGUGGCCACGCUGGAGGAGAGGCCCUUCGUCAUCGUCGAGCCCGCCGACCCCAUCAGCGGCACCUGCAUCCGGGACUCCGUGCCCUGCCGGAGCCAGCUCAACCGCACCCACAGCCCCCCGCCGGACGCCCCCCGCCCGGAGAAGCGGUGCUGCAAGGGCUUCUGCAUCGACAUUCUGAAGCGGCUGGCGCAGACCAUCGGCUUCAGCUACGACCUCUACCUGGUCACCAACGGCAAGCACGGGAAGAAGAUCGACGGCGUCUGGAACGGCAUGAUCGGCGAGGUGUUCUACCAGCGCGCCGACAUGGCCAUCGGCUCCCUCACCAUCAACGAGGAGCGCUCCGAGAUCGUGGACUUCUCCGUCCCCUUCGUGGAGACGGGCAUCAGCGUGAUGGUGGCGCGCAGCAACGGCACCGUGUCCCCCUCGGCCUUCCUCGAGCCCUACAGCCCGGCCGUGUGGGUGAUGAUGUUCGUCAUGUGCCUCACCGUGGUCGCUGUCACUGUUUUCAUCUUCGAGUACCUCAGUCCCGUCGGCUACAACCGCAGCCUGGCUACCGGCAAGCGCCCCGGUGGCUCCACCUUCACCAUUGGAAAGUCCAUCUGGCUGCUCUGGGCCCUGGUGUUCAAUAACUCGGUGCCCGUGGAGAACCCCCGGGGUACGACCAGCAAGAUCAUGGUGCUGGUGUGGGCCUUCUUCGCCGUCAUCUUCCUCGCCAGCUACACGGCGAACCUGGCCGCCUUCAUGAUCCAGGAGGAGUACGUGGACACCGUGUCUGGGCUCAGUGACCGGAAGUUCCAGCGGCCCCAGGAGCAGUACCCGCCCCUGAAGUUCGGGACGGUGCCCAAUGGGUCCACAGAGAAGAACAUCCGCAGCAACUACCCCGACAUGCACAGCUACAUGGUGCGCUACAACCAGCCGCGCGUGGAGGAGGCGCUCACGCACCUCAAGGCAGGGAAGCUGGACGCCUUCAUCUAUGACGCAGCUGUGCUCAACUACAUGGCCCGCAAGGACGAGGGCUGCAAGCUGGUCACCAUCGGCUCCGGCAAGGUCUUUGCCACCACGGGCUACGGCAUCGCCCUGCACAAGGGCUCCCGCUGGAAGCGGCCCAUCGACUUGGCGCUCCUGCAGUUCCUGGGGGACGAUGAGAUCGAGAUGCUGGAGCGGCUGUGGCUCUCCGGGAUCUGCCACAACGACAAGAUCGAGGUGAUGAGCAGCAAGCUGGACAUCGACAACAUGGCGGGCGUCUUCUACAUGCUGCUGGUGGCCAUGGGCCUGUCGCUGCUGGUCUUCGCCUGGGAGCACCUGGUGUACUGGCGCCUGCGGCACUGCCUGGGGCCCACCCAGCGCAUGGACUUCCUGCUGGCCUUCUCCAGGGGCAUGUACAGCUGCUGCAGCGCCGAGGCCGCCCCGCCGCCCGCCAAGCCGCCGCCGCCGCCGCAGCCGCUGCCCAGCCCGGCGUACCCCGCGCCGCGCCCCGCGCCCGGCCCCGCGCCCUUCCUGCCCCGGGAGCGCGCGGCGGUGGACCGCUGGCGGCGCGCCAAGGCCGCGGGGCCGCCGGGGGCCGCGGGGCUGGCGGACGGCUUCCACCGCUACUACGGCCCCAUCGAGCCGCAGGGCCUGGGCGCGGGCGAGGCGCGCGGGGCGGCGCGGGGCGCGGGGGGCCGCCCGCUGUCCCCGCCGGCCGCGCCGCCGCCGCAGAAGCCGCCGCCCUCCUACUUCGCCAUCGUGCGCGACAAGGAGCCGGCCGAGCCCCCCGCCGGCGCCUACCCCGGCUUCCCGUCGCCGCCCGGGCCGCCCGCGCCCGCCGCCGCCGCGGGGCCGCCGCUGUGCCGCCUGGCCUACGAGGACGAGAGCCCGCCGGCGCCCGCGCGCUGGCCGCGCUCCGACCCCGAGAGCCAGCCGCUGCUGGGCCCGGGCGCGGGGGCCGCGGGGGCCGCGGGGGGCCCGGGGGGCGCCGGGGCCCAGGCCGCGCCCCCGCCGCGCCGCGCCGCGCCGCCGCCCUGCCCGUACCUGGACCUGGAGCCGUCGCCGUCGGACUCGGAGGACUCGGAGAGCCUGGGCGGCGCGUCGCUGGGCGGCCUGGAGCCCUGGUGGUACGCCGACUUCCCCUACCCGUACGCCGAGCGCCUGGGGCCGCCGCCCGGCCGCUACUGGUCGGUGGACAAGCUGGGCGGCUGGCGCGCCGGCAGCUGGGACUACCUGCCCCCGCGCGGCGGCCCGGCCGCCUGGCACUGCCGCCACUGCGCCAGCCUGGAGCUGCUGCCGCCGCCGCGCCACCACAGCUGCUCGCACGACGGCCUGGACGGCGGCUGGUGGGCGCCGCCGCCCCCGCCCUGGGCCGCCGGGCCCCCGCCGCCGCCCCGCCGCCGGGCCCGCUGCGGGUGCCCCCGCGCGCACACGCACCGCCCGCGCGCCUCGCACCGCGCGCCCGCGCCCCCGGCCCCGCACCACCACCGGCACCGGCGCGCCGCCGCGGGGGGCUGGGACCUGCCGCCGCCCGCGCCCACCUCGCGCUCCCUGGAGGACCUCAGCUCGUGCCCCCGCGCCCCCGCGCGCCGCCUCACCGGGCCCUCCCGCCACGCGCGCCGCUGCCUGCACGCCGCGCACUGGGGGCCGCCGCCCGCCGCCGCGCCCCACCGGAGACACCGGGGCGGGGACCUGGGCACCCGCCGGGGCUCGGCGCACUUCUCCAGCCUCGAGUCCGAGGUAUGACGCGGCCCGCCCCGGGGGCCCGCCCGCCCCCUCGGUCAGCGCAGGCCACGGCCCGGGGGGGCGCGCGCAGCGGACGGGACCCGCGUGGGAUGGGAAGGAAAAGGUGGCACCGGCCGGACCCCGCCUGGAGCAGCGUCCUGUGCCCCUUUCGUUUUCUCGGGGCACCGUGAACCGGAGGGGAUGUGGUCCCCGGAGUCUCUCCCGCUGGAUGGGGAUUUGGUCCCCGGAAUCUCACGGGGCGGAGGUCUCGGAGCCCGCUGGACAUUUUUUAAAACCCGACAAGGGCUUUUUAACGUCACCACCAGAUGGGGCGGGAGGUGGGGGGGUCGCGCCGCGCCCGCGCCCCGCCCCCACGCCCGGGGCCGCGGCCCCCACAUCACUGUGCAGCUCCCCGGGCCCGGCCACGCCGCCUCCGGGGAGGCCCGUUUUUAACCUUCCAUCCACGGGGACUCAAAACUGUGAGACGCGCUCGCCAAACUGUGACCCUAGACCUGGGCCCCGCCAUACA
Messenger RNA from Pipistrellus kuhlii (Kuhl's pipistrelle), 4914 nucleotides. RefSeq names its product glutamate ionotropic receptor NMDA type subunit 2D (gene GRIN2D). Gene Ontology annotation, cellular component: NMDA selective glutamate receptor complex; postsynaptic density membrane; postsynaptic membrane. The coding region runs from base 393 to 4406 and encodes 1337 amino acids. Gene Ontology annotation, biological process: monoatomic ion transport; synaptic transmission, glutamatergic; excitatory postsynaptic potential. Gene Ontology annotation, molecular function: NMDA glutamate receptor activity; transmitter-gated monoatomic ion channel activity involved in regulation of postsynaptic membrane potential. The record is from RefSeq and is a predicted model, not a curated record. NCBI's taxonomy places the organism in Eukaryota, Metazoa, Chordata, Mammalia, Chiroptera, Vespertilionidae. The transcript is spliced from 13 exons.